GAGAGGGAAGACGGUGGUGCUGGUUUAAAAAAAAGUAGCUAGACGCACACAGGAGGAGCCAUUUCUCACAGGUCACACAGGUGUGUGUGUGUGGAGAGGACUGGGACACGGCCAUCACAGGUCACAGAAGCGGAUUGUCAAAUCUCCGACUCGGCUGCCCGAAGAGACGAAACGGACCCGCAAACAGGGGUAGAGAAGUGGGGACAGUGGUUUGCGCACAGCAUUAUGGACCCAGCAACCCGAGUCUGAUACCCAGCCGUGGCGUGUGCAGGAGCUGAAAGAGAAUCUAGAGGAGCUGGGAGGACACGAGAUAAAGAGUGAGGGAGAGCGAAAGCGAGAGAUAGGAGGAAGAGCGGAACGGCAGCAGCAGCAGCAUCGGAGACAGAGCAGCAAGGAGAGAUCGCGAGAGCCAGGCUGGUGCAGGGACAAGAGUGUCGGGGAGCCACCAUGAGUUCGAAGGCAAAGCUCGUUUACUUCGAUGGACGUGGACGCAUGGAGUCCAUUCGAUGGGUGCUGGCUGCCGCUGGCAUCGAGUUUGAAGAGGAGUUUCUGAAGACGAAAGAUGAAUAUCAGAAACUGCUCAAAGACGGCGUCCUGCUGUACGAGCAGCUGCCCAUGGUGGAGAUGGACGGCAUGCGCCUGGUGCAGACUCGUGCCAUCAUCAACUAUGUCGCCGACAAGGCCGGCAUGCAGCCCAGAGAUGCGCGCCAGAGAGCACACGUGGACAUGUACGUGGAGGGCAUGCGAGACCUGGGGGAGCUGAUGCUGCCCCUCGCCUUCUUGAAGCCGGAGGAAUUCGAGCAGAGGCUGAAACAGGUGGAAGAUAAAGCCUCCAAGCGCUACCUGCCCGUCUACGAGAAGGUACUUGGCGAUGGUGGUGGUGGAGGCUUCCUGGUGGGCACCUCCCUCACCGUGGCCGAUGUUCUGCUGCUGGAGCUGCUGCUCGCGCUGGAGGAGAGAUUCCCUAAACUUCUCUCCGGCUUCCCGCACCUCCAGGAGUUCAAGGGACGCCUGAGUCAGGAGCCGAACAUCAAGCGCUUCCUGCAGCCGGGCAGCCAGAGGAAGGCCAUGCCCGACCAGGUGUACGUAGACACGGUGCGCUCCGUCUACAACAUUUAACCGGGCGGCGCGUGCGGGAAAACACUGGAACCAACGACCUGCCACGGCUCCUCCGUCGCCCGCCUGGCUGCGUGCAAUCAAGGGCGAGUUCGGCUCUCGUGCUGAACAAGGCAACUGGCACGUCCGGCUCGUGAUGCGAAAGCUUCCUGCUGAGCAUUUAACAAGUCAAAGUCGUGCGGUAAACCUUCGUGCUAUUGGAAUCAAUGAGACAAUACGUGGCAGAAAAUAGUGCGAAUAAUAUAAAUUAAAUGUGGUAAAUGAGACGAGGAAGAAUUGAUUACUGAAUCGAGAUCCAGAAUUGACUGUCCAUCUAAUCACAGGGGUUAGUGAAUCAUUAGAUACCUAAUUAAUCAUACAUUUUAGUUUUGAGGCAUGUGAUACAUGAAGUUGGGCUCCAGGGUAAGCCAAGGUUCACGUUGGUUGUCACUUUGCUGUCUCAUCUUCAAAAGUCGUGCGGUGUCAAGGUCCUGUUUUAAAAUAUCCUCAUCACAGAUGGCAAAAGCCCCCAGUCAACCUUUGGUCAGUGGGAGGUCACUCAUCAUCCUCUGCUACCUCCACAGUGAGGAAUUCCUGUCCCCCAGCUCACCAUGCUGUCGACUUCUCGCUCCUGUUCAAAGUCCAGGAUCAAAAGCUACCAUACGUUCUGCCUGUGACCGACUCUGCCCCACUCUCUCUACAAAAUGAACAUCGUCUUCAGAUGCCGUCGCAUUUAGUUUCCUAUUUAAAUUCACAUUCCAUUGUAUCGUUUGGUGUUCUAUUAAAUUCUUUACAUUAAAUUCAAACGCCCGCUAUGCUUGCUCGAUUGUGCAUUGGGGAGGCGUUCAUCUCCACGGGGCACAGACUUCAUACGUGCAUUUGUAAUCUCGCCGAUAACCACCAGAAACCCUCGACUCGUAGGAGACCCUGAGCUGCCACUGUGUGGGAAGAGCCCCCUCCUGAUCUAAUCCAGCUGAGGCCCUUAUCCCAGACUCCCUCGGUGCCCACCCACCAACAUUGACAUGCUUGAAUAUAACCAUAUUAAGGCUUUUAGGUGCCUUGAACUGGCUUUAGGUAAUCAUUGUAUUGCUUGUGGGUUUACUGCUGAAGAAUGAGUAAAUGCUUUGCCUUCAGGUUUACUGUUUCAUGAUAAUGUAUUCAGACUGGUUGUAUCUCAAUGUACUGUAUACUCUUUACAUGAAAUACACUGAGGAUUAUAAAUGCAAAGAGUUGUCUUUACUUAAAAUCAGUUUCGUUUUCAAUCUUGAAAUUUCAUGUGUAACUGUUUAAAUAAACAUCCAAGACCUCCA
Molecule: messenger RNA, 2405 nt
Organism: Lethenteron reissneri (Far Eastern brook lamprey)
Lineage: Eukaryota; Metazoa; Chordata; Hyperoartia; Petromyzontiformes; Petromyzontidae
Product: glutathione S-transferase A4-like
Biological process (GO): glutathione metabolic process; xenobiotic metabolic process
Molecular function (GO): glutathione transferase activity
Source: RefSeq, a predicted model, not a curated record